GCCCGAAUAGUCGUGUGUUUAACAGCAGCUGAUCAUUUUUAUUAUUUUUCUCCGGCUUAACUUUGUUUACGAACUUAAAUUAUGAUUGCUCUGAAAAUCUGAAGAUAAAUUUACUUGGAGUGAAUGAAAUUAAUUGAAAUAACUGCCGUAAAGUGUUAAAAAAACACAUAUCUUUUUCGUGUUGUUUUGCAUUGCAUAAUUAAAUUGUUGGCGAAAUUAUAAAAACAAAACUGUUGCUGAAUUCAUCUUUAACUGUGUCGUUUUUGCCAUCUCUUUUGCGCUGUCUUUCUACUCGAUCUAAGCUGAGUUAAUUUUUCACCAUCUUCUUGUUGUUGUUGCUGCGGUUGUUUUGUUGACAAUAAAGAUGCCGGGUGCUGCUAAGGUGAUUUGUGUUGCUUGCAAUGAAACUAUUGCUAAAAAUGGAAGCAUAAGAUGCCGUAUUUGUUCUGGCUGGCUUCAUGCAUCUUGUGCAAAGCUUUCCGAGAAAGAUCUCAUUGCACUUAAGGCAAUUAAGGUGUCUGCUUUUAUUUGCACCACCUGCGAAGGUAAAAUUGGUUCUAGUGGCUGUAGCAAUGAUGGUGGUAGCAUUGCUGGUGAUAUUCGUGCGCUCAAUGAAAAAUUCGAUGAUUUUUUAGCUGGCAAUCGGGAUGAACUGAAUUCCAUAAAGACUGUUCUGGGUGAAAUAAAGACAGAGAUGUCUUCCUGCUUGAAAGAGAUAAAAUCUGACAUUGACACAUGCAAUAAACGUAUCGAUGAUGUUGCUUCGUCUUGUUCAACUAAAAUUGCGGCUUUGGAGGUUGGAAUGAAUAUUUUGCAUCGGCGUAUUAAUCGCACGGACAUAGUUAUUGAUGGUCUACCUACAAACUUAAAAGAUUUGUAUGCUGUUGUGAUUGCAUUGGGAACAUUCUUUAAGAUACCUAUAACGAGUAAUGAUAUUAACAAUGUUUGCUACAUGCACAAUCGUAAGCUGAUACUUGUUAAAUUUAACUCUGUGCAACUUCGAGAUUCAAUUAUGAGGGAAUAUUUUGCGACUCGAAGUCUCAAAGUUAGUGACGUAAAUGGAACCUAAUGCGUAAGAAGUUGAUCACGAAAUACAGAGUGCAAAAUGGUGACAAACUCAAAGCUAAGUUGUGGCUUUUGGAUGGUACUGAAGUUAUCCGUGACCUAAACGAAUGUUCUUCGCUCCUUCAAAAUGGGACCUCAGUAUAUUAAUAGUAUUUUAUUUUUUUUUACUUCUAAAGAUUUAUUUUUGUAAACCUCGAUUUAACAGAUUUUUUUUUUUUUAACUAAAAUAUCUACGUUACCCAUUUUUUUAUUUAUUUAUGCAUUUCGUUAAAUCUUGGUUCUCUUCAUUGUUUUCAUUUGAUUUUCUUCCUGCAAUUUCAUAAUUAAUUUU
Molecule: messenger RNA, 1396 nt
Organism: Stomoxys calcitrans (stable fly)
Lineage: Eukaryota; Metazoa; Arthropoda; Insecta; Diptera; Muscidae
Exons: 2
Coding region: 365-1069 (234 amino acids)
Source: RefSeq, a predicted model, not a curated record